GAGCGUGUAUCGUUCCAUCCCUUCCUUCCUCACCGUGCGUACCUUCGACAGCUUCAGUCCGCGGGGAAGCUUCGAGCUGUGUAAGCAAGGCAUAACUACAUACCUGCCUCCUUCCCCAAGAUUGGGCGCGUGGAUAAAAUAUGCUUGGGCGGUUCGCACGCGCAGACAAGCCCGUCGUCAUGGUCGGGUUAUGCACCCAAUGGCACAAAAGGGUUGGGUCGGUAAGGUUCAUAGGGGGUCGGUAGAUGGACGUGGUUAUGGGCGGUAUACAUGGAUUCUGCACUGUGCAGCUGCAGCUGGAUGGAGAAAUCCAUCUUCCUUCGGUGCUAUGAUUUGCUCCCCAGCGCCAUCACGACAAGAACAGCAGAUGUGCAGCUGACUUCUCCCACUGACUUUCUUCCUCCCCUCUCUUUGGUGGCCACUGUGCGUGCUCUGAGGAGGAGUGCAGGUUUGUGCAUCCAAGGCGGCCAGUGUUGUGCAAGAGGGUGUAUGCACAGCAUAUCCAGCAUGACACUGACACUCCUCUUACGUGCAGGAUGGGCAGAGGAUGAGGCGAGGGGGAUCCUCUUGUGUACAGCGUCAUAUGUACGGCGGUGGGACAUGAUGUGUUUUCCGUGCAUUGGUCGGUGGUGGUUUUGCACUUUUUUUUUCUACUCUUGCCCCCAGGUUUGCCCAGAGAGUUCGGCGGCGUGCAGGGCGCCCCGGUUUGUUCUCUUGCAUAGUAGUUGGGCGUCGAUGCUGCAGUAGAAAAGAAGGUGAAGCCCCGGGAAGAGUAGGAUGUUGUUGACUUUUGACUCUGACGGACGUUGUUGCGCUGUAACAGUUUGUGUGUACAGUACAGUACAAUUUUGUUGUGUGCGCACAGUUACUGCCAGUACUAUCACGACAAUCACUACCACGGCCUCAUUUACAUCAUAACCUUCCUUUGCACUCCUCAUUCUUCACCCUUCACCGUCCACUCCUUACUCUUCACUCUGUACAAUACGAUUUGUACAGUACGGCAUCACGGACAUCAUCACGACAUCUUCGUCUGCCUGUCCCUUACUUCGUACACUUGUCUUUGUCCUUACCUGCUCCUCCGUUCCGCCGUCUUACAGUCUGUACAAUACAAUACUGUCUUGAUCAUCUCGUCUGUACUCAUCAUCAUCGUCUGUACGACUAUUUUUGGGAUUUACUUUGCAUCACGACGAUCCCGCGAUGAUCCAAGUUAUGAUCCAACAAUAGAAUCCCCGACAACCAAGCUCCGGCUUCAGCUUCAGCUCUCAGCCACACAAACGGCCCAGGGAAGGGAUAGUUAGCAGCAACCACCACGAACAACGACAACCACCAAUAACGACCAGAAAACUACCAGAAAACGACAGAAAACGAGAAGAAAACUACCAGAAAAUCACUGCGAUUCCUGCGAUUGCUGCAAACAACCCCAGUACCUCCUUACUUCCACCAUUGGCGCAAGGCGUUUUCCCCAAGGAUCGAUCGACACAACCAUCCCAUUCAUCAGCUCGAAACAAAAUACCCUCAGAUCUUGUUUUAAAAGAAAAACCCGAAUUGAUCCAAUACAUCACCCCCCAUCCUCUCACCCGCUCUCCCUCCCUUCUCACCCCGCCAAAUGUUUGAGUGCAGUCUCGUGGCCAUGAAGCGCUGAAACACGUCUGGAACACCACCAACCGCCACUACUAAGAUACGACGCAACUCGAUUUAUCUACCCCCGUCAAAAGAAAGCUAUAUUAUAUAUCAUACGCGGCCUCACUCGUGGCCAUGGAAUUGUGAACAAAAAAAAAGAGAAAUCAAUCUAUCUCGAAAUACAAUAAUACCCCUCUAUCGAAUUCUGCCGCUGCGUGAGACAGGUCGCAUUGAUCAGCUCUCACAUUUUCUCUUCCCGUCACGUCAGGUCUCACUCAUUCUGAGUAACUCAUUUAUCAUCCUGAAUCAAUACAAAAAAUGGCUCCCAGAUACCAACACUCACAGUCCAUCGACGCCAUCAUCGAGUCUCCCGACGAGGACCUUGCUGGGUCCAGGGGUGCGUCGCGCACGAUAAGUGAUAAGAAGCAGCGCCGAGAUGGCAACCCCUCUCCCACAACCACAACGUCAGCAGCACAUUCCAAAGAGAAAUCGAGGAAAUCGCAUCGCUCAUCAUUCAGCAGCAGCAGCAGCAAACAUGUUUCGAAAAGUAGCAAACCAAAAGCCAAUUCGGCGAAGCGGUACGCGCCGGCGCAUGGUGAGGAGUCGUCGCAGAGUUUAGUGCGGCAGCAUCCGCGACAUGCUAGGAGGGAUGCGGAUAGCGAUUCUUCUUCUUCGGAGGAGGAUGAGGAGGAGGAGGAGGAGGAAGAACCAAAGGAUUAUAGAUCGGUGUUGGCUGCUGCGAGGGGACGGUUGACGUCUCCUUCGCUUCUGUCGACGAUGACGUCUCUCACGACUGCGACGAAUAAUUCGGGCGGAUCGAGUGGGAGUAACUCGACUAUCACGCAGGCGUCGAUGUCGCGCACUGAGACUGUGCAGGAGGUUACUAUUUCGGGGACUACUGAGGAGCCAGAGGAGGGUCCAUUAUCACCUGCUGCACCCGACCCACCAAACGUCUUCGCAUACCUCGACGAAGACUCCUCCAGCUCCGAUGAGGACGAGGAAGAAGACGAAGACUCGGACUCAGAUUCCGACAUAGACGAAAACGAGAACGACGAGACCAUCCAAUACGCACCCCACGCCCCAUCACCCGCACCUCACCCCAACGACUCAGAAACCCCCGACUCUCACUCCGACGACGACGACUCCCACCCCUCCCAACCCCGUCCUCAAACCACCUGGCUGCACCCCCUCUCCCCCACCUCCUCCGCCGACGACGCCACCCCUAUGGCUCCAACCUUCUCCUCCUCGCACGCCCGCACACCCUCCCUGUCCUCCGCAUCCUCUUUCACGGCGUCUGAUACCUCGUCCCGCGCCGACGUCGACAUGGAUACAGAUCGGAGUACGAGUCCUGAGCAAUCCGUCAAAGGGUCUCCCUCGCCGACGCCGCGACUGCUCUUAUCCCGACCCCCCACAGGCGCACAACCUCUCGCGUCGCCAACGGAGGCGAAAUUAGCAGCACAAAUGAGAGCAGCGCAAAUGCGACAAGACUUCCACUCCACGCCCGGGGGAUACCACCAGCACCCCCGUCAUCAAAACCAGCACACUCCCCCACCCCUCUCGCUGCACCCUCAUCCCCACCAAGACAUGCAGGCCCUAUCUCCCCGCUUACCGCCACCAAGCGGAUACGACGCCCUCGCUACGCACUUAACCACCUCUCCGCCGGUGUACAGGCGUUUCGCGACGCUGAAUCAUAGGUUGUUGUUACACAUGCAAGAUGAGCUCUGCGAGUUAGAAUCGCAUCUCUCCGCCCUCGACGCCGCGGACGCUGCGUCGCGCACUUUAGCACUACCGCCUACGCCGUCCUCCGCCGUUGCUAGAUCACCUGGUGGUCGGAGGUCUCGCAGGAACGAGGAGAACAGAGAAAGGGGGUUGAAAACGCACACCCACCCCUCCUCCCGGCGCGCGGCGGCCCAGCAGCCCUCGCAAUUAGACCACCACCGCGCCGACCUGCUCGCGCGGGUUAGUUACAAAAUGGCGCAGUAUAAUGCGUCUCUCACCUCCUUUGCUAAAACCUCCCGUCUUCCCGCGGCUGAGAGUAAGGAUGUUGAAGCUUACCGCGCGUUUUUGGCGAAUACACAGCCGGUUGUGUGGGAGGAGGCGAGGUUCCUCGAGAGGGGGGGGGAUUUGAUAUCUCUCGCCCCCCCGCCUCCACCUCCUGCGCCGGUUGCCGCGCCGGUGGUAGCACCAGUGGAGAGUGUACAGCGUACCCUCACCCCUCCUCCACCUACGCACUACCAACACCAGCAACAAACGCAGCCACACACCCAACGCGCGCUCCUCCUCGCGGCGCUCGCCUCGAUCCUGCUCCCUGUGCUUAUGUUCACCGUGGUCCCUAACUUCGUGGGACGUAUUGCUGUCGCGGUGUUGGUGGCGGGGAUGUUGUGGGGGAUGGUUAGUGCGCAGGGCGGGGGGUUGAGGGGGAUUGUUGGGGGAGGGGGAGGGUGGGGGUUGGUUUGGGGGUGGGGGGCGGGGAUAUUGGUUGCUGCUGUUGUUGUUUGA
Molecule: messenger RNA, 4119 nt
Organism: Pseudogymnoascus verrucosus
Lineage: Eukaryota; Fungi; Ascomycota; Leotiomycetes; Thelebolales; Thelebolaceae
Exons: 3
Coding region: 1939-4119 (726 amino acids)
Source: RefSeq, a predicted model, not a curated record